CAGCCAGUCUAUGCAGCCAGCACAAUCACUAACCUCAAAAAAGCUAGUCUCGAAACAAAUUAGUUGUUGUUAAACACAAAAAUAACCAGCUGCUCUACGCAGAGUAAACAUAUCCCUUUUAAACAUUGCCCCGCAGCGAUAAAUUGCAAUCGCAAUGAUAUAUUUAUAACUAAAUGCACGUGAAGACACUCCCUUGAGAGAGAAUAUUCUGUGUGUACACCUCUAGCACCAUGAUCACGCUGUCGCAACGCAUCAAGAAACAGCAGGAUGAUACAAAUACGUCCACCACGCGUAUUUCCAUCCGCGAUAAGCUGCUCACUCGAGAGGUGCAGGAGAUGGCCCAAUUGCUUCCUAGCAACUGUUCAGUGCACUAUGAUGAUGUUGAUGAGCUCAGUGCAUUCACCCUUACUGUGAGCCCCAUUGAAGGAUAUUGGAAAGGAGGCGCUUUUAAAUUUUCAAUAAAUGUUACAGAAGAAUAUAAUAUGGUGCCUCCACAAGUUAAAUGCCUUACAAAACUGUGGCAUCCUAAUAUUAGUGAAACAGGGGAUGUAUGCUUGUCAUUGUUACGCCAGCAUAGCGUCGAUGGACUUGGCUGGUCGCCGAUAAGACGACUCAAAGACGUAGUUUGGGGCCUAAACGCACUUUUUACAGAUUUACUUAAUUUUGAUGAUCCUUUAAAUAUGGAAGCAGCCGAAAUGUACUUCAAAUCCAAAGAAAUGUUCAUCACAAAAGUAAACGAAUAUCUCAGUCUCUACGGAGCGGAGUAAGAUAAAUUAAGAAAACAUGUGAUUUAGUUAUUAUGUUAAUUGCCUAAAUACUUUAUACAACUCAGUUUUAAGUGGGCUUGAAGGAACGACUCAGUUAUGGUUUUAAUUUUUGGGUAAAAACUUUGAAAACAUCAAUAUAUCUCAGGAGAUUAUCACACCAUUCAAACUUUUAUCCUAGUUAUUUAUCUUUUUUAUCUGUACAUAAAUGUUUUAAUAGGCAUAUGCAUAGUAAUCAUUGUAUUACGGAAAGAACAUGAUAUUUCAUUGAAUCAUUCAGAAACUCAAAAUUGUGUAUAUAUUAAUUAAUAUUGAGCUAGUUAAUAAAAUAAAUCGGUCUAAAAAAUUUCGGUACGGUAAUUUUAGUCUAUUAGCAGUAAUUAGAAAAUAUCAAAUCAAAGCACAUUUAUUAUUGCCUAGUUUUAGUGGCGAGAAUGGAGAGAUUUUGUAAACAUUUAUGCGAUUUGUAUCAUUUCACGCACGGUGUAAAUAAUGUAAUAAAUAAACAUUUGUUAAACAAAA
Messenger RNA from Dalotia coriaria, 1286 nucleotides. Its product is annotated as NEDD8-conjugating enzyme UBE2F-like. The record is from RefSeq and is a predicted model, not a curated record. Bases 231 to 767 code for a protein of 178 amino acids. The transcript is spliced from 3 exons. Lineage: Eukaryota; Metazoa; Arthropoda; Insecta; Coleoptera; Staphylinidae.